UCCACUCAUUCUAUUCCCCGGCUAUUCUAGCAGAAAACCCUCCAUCAUGCGGCUUUGUGGCCCUUCAGGACCCUCACAAUGGCAGAGUCAGACGAUGGUCGGCGUAGGCCUCGUCACUCUAACCUUCUUCACGGCAUCGGCCGUCUCCCAGGCAUUGCCACGAGUCCGGAACGACAAUACCGCCGACAACCUGGCCAAAAGAGACACCAACGUCCAGGCCAGGCAGCUUCAAGGCGCUCCCUGGGGCCUUCCUUGGGGUAUUUUCGACGGCGGUCAAUCUGCCUCGCCUGUCACUCUCGCUCAACCGGCCAUCACCACGUCUCUGCCCUCCGCUGCUCCCGCUGUACCCAAUAACCAGCCACAGGUCAUUCCAGGGGUGCUCGCUCCUUUGACAGCGGCCAUCGGAGGUGCCACACCCAGCAACGUAUUGGCCUCUGCCCCCAACGCUGUGUCCACACUACUUCAGCCUGGCGGUCCUCUCAGCCUUCCUCCCGCCGUCCCGAGCGGUGAGGCGGGACAGACCCCGAACGGCGGUGGACUGCUGAAUCCCGUCCAGAGUCUCGUCAGC
This is a messenger RNA of Colletotrichum navitas, 568 nucleotides long. RefSeq lists its product as uncharacterized. The coding region runs from base 79 to 354 and encodes 91 amino acids. NCBI's taxonomy places the organism in Eukaryota, Fungi, Ascomycota, Sordariomycetes, Glomerellales, Glomerellaceae. The transcript has a single exon. The record is from RefSeq and is a predicted model, not a curated record.